Messenger RNA from Myotis davidii, 1775 nucleotides. It is a transcript of the gene TLX1, whose product is annotated as T-cell leukemia homeobox 1. NCBI's taxonomy places the organism in Eukaryota, Metazoa, Chordata, Mammalia, Chiroptera, Vespertilionidae. Gene Ontology annotation, molecular function: RNA polymerase II cis-regulatory region sequence-specific DNA binding; DNA-binding transcription factor activity, RNA polymerase II-specific. Bases 175 to 789 code for a protein of 204 amino acids. Gene Ontology annotation, cellular component: nucleus. Gene Ontology annotation, biological process: animal organ development; regulation of transcription by RNA polymerase II. The transcript has 2 exons. The record is from RefSeq and is a predicted model, not a curated record.
GUGGUAUAGUGUCUGGUCGGGCACGUGGAAGUCCAGGACUGGGGAGGCCUCCGUGGUGGCAGCAGCGGCUGCAGCUUGGCGGCGGGAGGGGGCCCUUUCCGGCCCCGGCUUGGAGCUGAGGGCUGAAGGGAGGAUCGAGGCCCCAAUCGGCUCUGAUUUGGGGGUCUAGCUGCUAUGCUCGCUGAGUCGCGGGGUGUCGGGCCUGGGACGCCUCCUGACGCUCUGCCGCUUGCCUCUGCCGUCUGUCUGUCUCCCGCUCCAGUGGCCCUCUCACCCUUCACUGUAACACGCCGUAUAGGUCACCCCUAUCAGAACCGGACGCCCCCCAAGAAGAAGAAGCCGCGCACGUCCUUCACGCGCCUGCAGAUCUGCGAGCUGGAGAAGCGCUUUCACCGCCAGAAGUACCUGGCCUCCGCCGAGCGCGCCGCCCUGGCCAAGGCGCUCAAAAUGACUGACGCUCAGAGGGACCCACGCUGGAGCUGGGUGCUGCCAAGGCAGCAGUGCCCGUGCGCGCUCAGGUCUCCCCGGAUCGCUGGGAGCGUGGGUAACAGCUUGUCCCCGUGCAGGCGGCAGACCGCGGAGGAGCGCGAGGCCGAGAGGCAGCAGGCGAACCGCAUCCUCCUGCAGCUGCAGCAAGAGGCCUUCCAGAAGAGCCUGGCGCAGCCGCUGCCCGCGGACCCGCUCUGCGUUCACAACUCGUCGCUCUUCGCCCUGCAGAACCUGCAGCCCUGGUCUGACGACUCGACCAAGAUCACCAGCGUCACGUCUGUGGCCUCGGCCUGCGAGUGAGCCUGCCCAGCCCACCCCUCAGACCCCGGCCCAGCCAAGGGGUCAACGCUGAGGCCUGAGAGCCAGGACUCUCUCCCACCCUCCCGGCCUCGGACUGCCCACGGAGGGGAGCACGCCCCUCCACGGGGGGCCUGCCUGCUUGCCGAAACUGCGCUCUCUUCCGUGGAAAAGAAGAAAGGAGUGCAGAGCACAGGGACCCUCGACCCACGCCCUGACUCCCACGCGGUCCUGCGCCCCGCUAAAACUGUUGAGAGUCGCCUCAGUUUGCAUCUAUUUUAUUUUAAUCUGAUUUUUAACGUGGGACUGAGAGAGAGGGGGGAAGGGGGAGAAGAAGAGCUUCUGGGGUCCCCAGAGGACAGCACGGGCUAUCCUCGGAACCUUCUCUCUGUAUCCCACUCCUCAUCACAUACCAUCACAUACGACACACACAGGCAGACACAGAGAUGAGGACACCACAGGCCCACACAGAGGUGAUUCCACCCUCCCUCUUGGUGUCACCCCAGAUCACACACAGGGGACCUAGGGCAGAAUGUCCCGCACACACGGGACCAGAGCCUUCUUACCUUUGAUUCUCACUAUCUGUCCUAGGCCAGGUUGACCUAGACUUACUCUGAGCAGCAUGGCACUUCUCAUAAGCACGAGGCUGUGGCCACACUGUGAGACACUGUUCCACACACAACAGCGGUAACAGUGCCACUUGGCCCGCCCGACCUCCAUCACACGUCCUCGCCCCACCCAGGUACUCACAGGCAGGCUUUCACACACACGCAGCCUGUUUCUCCAGAUCCUGUUCAUAGGGGGGGGGUUUAAGUUAUGCACUUAUAAGGUGUUUUCUGUGCAACCAUUUUAUAAAGUGCUUGUGUAAUUUAUGUGAAAAAAAUAAUAAAACCCUCCAGAUCCGGAGUUAGGGCUGCCUGCUCCUUGCUGAGCCCAACACCCUGCGGCUACUUGGGUUUGGCGUUAGCUGGGCAGCUCUGGAGCCUGUG